AUGCGCACCGCUACGAAGGCAGAAGUUCCCGGAGAUGCCUCCUACAACAACCACGUCGAGCCCCGGGCCUCCUCUACUCCACCAAAGCUCAUCAGUACCUCAGCAAAGCAGAAGCAGCAGAGCAAGAGCCCUCCAACGCGCAAACGUCCUAGCGGGGCCAACAUCACGCUCAGCGAGGAGCACGCAGGCGCAGCCACACCGGACGCAGCGAUGGCGAACCGCAACAAGCCUUCUCGACCGUCUAAUCCGUACCGGGACACUCUAGGUUGCUUUGGUCCCUCUCCGCGUCAGCCUAGCAAUCUUCAGCCGACCUUGAAGUCGAUGAAGAAGGCACCGUCCACUGAGUCGUCGAGCGACGCCUCACAGCCAACGGACUCGAGCUUUAGCCCUCCAGCCCGAUCUACCCGCCGGCACUCAACUUCUGAGGCCAUGCAACCGACGAGCAGCCCGCAGCAGCAGCCUAGCCAGCCCGUACCUGGUACUGCAGCUAUUGAUUCACCAUCGAGACUGCUCCCAGAACCUCCGCAGAAAAUUGAUAGUUCCGAGCACUCAAGCAACGCUACGGAAAUGCCGUCGGACUCUGAAUCGCCACAAGUGUCAUCUCAUCAUCCCCACAGACAUGUACACCCGAAUGCUAGGGCAAUGAGGUCAGCGACGAGCCCACUGCACCAACCCUCCCGUCCUGCAAACCAUGGACCUAGGCGACCUACAACGGGAAGGACGCAGCCAGUGUAUAGAUCAUCGGCUUCUGCGCCUCGACGAGCUCAGACCACAGAGCCAUCGCGUCCAGCCUUUCAGCCGUCGGGCUCUCCCUCUCCAAUGAGGAAUACAUCAGGGAGACACCAAAAUGGAGCUUUGAUUCAAGGGGACAAGUCCUGGAUGGAUCUACCAGAGUGCUCUGUUUUCAUCUCAAAUUUGCCCGAAAGCUACACAACACUCGACGUGUACAAGCUGCUGGAGAACGAAGGAUCUAUUUCGAAAAUCAGGAUCAGGGGCAGUCGCAUGAAACCUAAUGCGUCCGUUGAUUUCUGCCCACCGCCCAAGAAAGCGUUCUGGGACUUUCCUGUGCGUCUGCCCGGAUCAGAUGCAUCUGUACGAGUGCAACUCAACGCUCCUAAUCGUAGCUAUCUAAUCGCAAGCCCGAUCAACCCGGAAAAGAAAUACCCAGAGCGAUUUACUCUAAAUGCGAGCAGGCUAGACUUUGGCUUCAUGUAUGACGCAAAGUCUAUGAUGGCUAUGGCGAAGAUGGUUCCGGCAGGUGAACGCAGAAUAGAAAUGGCGCUAAACCUCUCCCGAAAAGAAAUCGAUGUUCAAUUUUAUGUUGAGCUGAGAUAUUCAACAUCAACCAGCCAGACUCUUCAUCAUAAGUACCGAUUUCGAUUGCCAUUCGCUCAGCUUCAGCGAAUAUACGAGGUUAGACUUCCGGGGAGCAUGAGAUGCGAAUUGGUCAUCCCCUUUGAGAUGCCGCCAGCGUUCUUCAAACAAACGAACAAUAUUCCUUUGACCCACCAAGGAGACGUCAUGUUUUGGAGCGAAUGGCAAACUUGGUACCGCCAAACCAAUAUUCUGCACCGUUGGGGUAACAAAGAUGUUGAGAGGAAUGCAAUUGACCUGCGUAACCGGAACGCAGUCAUCGAUUUUGGCCGCUGGACAAUUUAUCGCUUUGUGUUUGAUGCCGCGAAGAACAUCGCCAGUACGAAAGAAUACUCGGUGUUGCGAGAGGUUCUUGACGAUCACAACAUCCCAACUGUUCCGCUUGAGCAAUUCGAGGUCAGAGAGAGGGUUGAAGCAGACUUCUGGGACCUCUUGGAUGGUGCAUACCACAAGUCACUCCACGAUCAAUCCCAGUUUGGAAGCCUCAAUUCAUCCACGAUUUCGUUGGAGUUCUCCGUGAGGUACCAGCUUCAGGUCUGCCUGUCCCAUGGAUGGCUCAAUGAACACAAUAUCACGAGAGAAUUCCUCACGAAACUAUCAGCCAUGGACCCUUCCAAUGCUCGAUACAUCUUGGAAAAGACGGCAGACAAACAAUGCCGAACUUGGGAUCCUAUGGAAAUUUUCAAGAUACCUGUCAAGGACUCUGGCAAGAUCAGACUUCCAAAGUAUUGCGUCUAUGCUAGAUCAGCGACGAUCACUCCCUCCAUGCUCUAUAUCAAUACGCCGACUACUGAGAUUUCAAACCGGGUCGUCAGAUACGGAUCCGAGUUACAAGAUCGGUUUCUCCGAGUCAAAUUUACUGACGAAAAAGUUGAAGGUAGAAUUAACAGCCAAGAUGACGAUAGAUUCGAGGAAGUUUUCCGGCGAAUCAAGCAAGCCAUGACUGAAGGGAUCAUCGUAGGGGAUCGCCACUAUCUGUUUCUCGCCUUUGGCAAUUCUCAAUUCCGAGAGCAUGGCGCAUACUUCUUCGCACCCCUAGAGGGAAGUGAGACCUCAACUCGCUGUACUGUAGAAGACCUCAGAGAAUGGAUGGGCGACUUCCGUCCUAUCAAGUCGAUCUCCAAGUACGCUGCCAGACUUGGUCAAUGUUUCUCGACUAGUCGAGCCAUUACAGCUGGCAGGAACGUGAACAUCGUAGAAAUUCAAGACAUCAAGAAUGGUGAUUACUGUUUCACGGACGGAGUGGGCAAGAUCUCCUCGUUCCUUGCCCUCAUGGUUGCUCACGAAUUUGGACUCCCUGGGGAUUCGGAUGACCACCCAUCCCUGGUCCAGUUUCGACUUGGAGGAUGCAAAGGUGUACUCGCAGUCUCACCGGAGGUCAAGGCAUACGAUAUUAUGAUCCGACCGAGCCAGAAGAAGUUCGACGCUACACAUCAGGGCCUCGAGAUUAUCCGGAUUUCAUCAUUUGCGACAGCCUGCUUGAAUCGUCAGCUCAUUAUCGUGCUUUCUACUCUUGGAGUGCCGGAUCGGAUCUUCACCGACAUGCAAAAGAAGAUGUUGGCUGAGCUCAGCCGAGCCAUGGUCGAUCCGAAUAUUGCAGUGGAAAAGCUGAGGCGGAACAUCGACUUGAACCAAAUGAGCUUGACCCUGGCUGGAAUGAUUGCGGAUGGAUUCAUGGAAAUGAAGGAUCCAUUCAUGAUGUCCGUGCUCCACUUGUGGCGCUCCUACACCAUAAAGUAUCUGAAGGAAAAAGCGAGGAUAGUCGUUGAGGACGGUGCAUUCUUGCUUGGUUGUACCGAUGAGACUGCUACACUGAGGGGUCACUACAGCAAACCCCAGGACCAGUAUGAUGCCACCAGGCAGGAAAAAUUGGCGACUCUUCCAGAGAUAUUUCUACAGAUUUCCGACCAGGACAAGAAGGGGUCCUACAAAAUCAUCGAAGGUCUCUGUAUCCUGGCUAGAAACCCAUCGCUUCAUCCGGGAGAUAUUCGUAUCGUCAGGGCCAUAAACGUCCCAGCACUUCGCCACCUGAAAAAUGUUGUGGUACUUCCACAGACCGGAGACCGUGACAUUGCCAACAUGUGCUCUGGGGGAGAUUUGGAUGGCGACGAUUAUUUGGUCAUUUGGGACCAGGAUCUGAUUCCGAAGUUUACCAUCAACAACCCGGCGAUGAACUACGAGACAGAGCCGACGAGGGAAGUCAGCGGUGAUGUGUCCAUUGCCCAGGUCAUUGACUUUUACAUCCAAUAUAUGAAAAAUGACAGUCUCGGACAGAUCGCGAACGCUCAUCUCGCUACUGCGGACAGGAGCCCUAACGGCGUCCUCGACGAAAACUGCUUGAAACUGGCAGCGCUACAUUCUCGUGCGGUUGAUUUCCCAAAGAGUGGCAAUCCCGCAGUCAUGGGCAAGCAACUGAAACCCUUGAUGUAUCCCCACUUUAUGGAGAGCAAAUACCGUGCCAAAGAUCGAAUCUACACGUCGAACAAAAUACUGGGGCAACUAUAUGACCAAGUCGAACGAGCAAACUUCACUCCGCUAUACGACAACCCGUUCGAUAGCCGGAUUCUUGAUGCAUAUCAGUUGGACCAGGGCACUCUGAGCAGCGCGGCAAGAAUCAAAGAGCUCUACGAUGCAGAUAUCCGUCGUGUUCAGGCUCAACACGGGAUCAAGACGGAGUUUGAAGUCUGGACUACGUUCGUGCUAGAGCACAAUCUUGAGUCCAGAGACUAUUCUUUCGCGGAAGAACUGGGCCGCAUUAGCAGUGGGCUAAAGAAAAAGUUCCAGGACAUGUGCAUAGAAGCGGCCGGCGCAACAAGCAUCAACGAUAUGCAAAACCUGAAGCCGUUUAUUGUUGCUAUGUACAAGGUUACCGCCCAAGAGAUGGCUACAGCACUAGAAGAAUGUGACAGUACCAAGCUGGUUGCAGGCCGGGAAACGUCUAUGAGAGACAAGACUAUUCAGCAUAUGCCGCUCAUGAGCUUCCCUUGGAUAUUCGUCAGCCAACUGGGAGAGAUUGCGAAUCCUACCGUCAUUAGAGCAGCACCAGCAGCCGAUCAAGGACCUCGACACCGCACGAAGAAGCAGUCUUCUCUUCUUUCUGACCUCCACGCUGCCCCAGGCGCGGUUCAGACCAAGGCUGGGAUCAUUCAGCCGGGAAAGAUGCUUGUGCUUUUCGACGACAAACCUGAGAGUCAUCAAGACGGAUCUAGUAACCCUGAAGCUAGCGAUCAUGCUGCUAUGAUUGAGCGAGGCAUCCAAGGCCCUGCCCUAGAGAUGCAACAAUCGACGAACGUGAGUGCACAGACUUCUGGCAAGGCAAGCCCGGUGGGUCAGCCAUCGGCCAGCCACAUUAUGAACAGUAUCAAACAUCAUCAAGCGACCUCAAACGACGCCAAGCCUGUGAUCUCGCCAUCUAUUUCCGUUUCGAGAGCCUUUCCUGGAGCGGCCUCAGAUCAUGUCGAGCCCCUAGAUAAAAAACAGUCUACGCCUGCGUUGGCUACCACAACAUCACUGGAAUCAACUCAUUCCAUAUCUGAGGAAGAGGACGAAGACGCAAACGAGGGCGAGGAGAUACAUAUCGAGAUGGACGACAAGCCCACGGCUUUGGAGGCUUUGAACAAUUUGUUCACUGAGGACUAGGGGGCCGGCCGGAUACGAAUAAGCCUUUGAUCAAAAUCUUCUCAGUAGACAGGUUAUGGAGCUGGAAAAAUGCUUUUCGUUGAGGAUAUUGGGAAAAACCUUAUGGACAAAGGUUUGUCGCGUUUCUCAACAGAGUCGGGUGAUUUCUUUGCGUAUCUCGGGACUGGUUUGCUACGGUUUCCUGCGACCACGAGUAACGAACGGGAUGGAAUGGGUUUAUGAUUUUGGAGCCCGCGGACGUGGGAUUAUGGCAAAAGCUUUCCGAUGAAGUCUCGAGUCCUUCAGGCUUGACGCAGAUCGAAAAUUCAUGUUCACGAGUAGUUUCGGGAGGUAGAUAAACUUUCUUCGAGGGAUGUCAAUCCUUCGGAGUUUAUUGAGAAAAUGAUAGAAAAAAGUAGAAAAGCCCUGGUCUCUGGUGCUUUGCUGUGAAAAAUGUAAUCCUGCC
Molecule: messenger RNA, 5458 nt
Organism: Mytilinidion resinicola
Lineage: Eukaryota; Fungi; Ascomycota; Dothideomycetes; Mytilinidiales; Mytilinidiaceae
Product: RdRP-domain-containing protein
Exons: 4
Coding region: 1-5013 (1670 amino acids)
Biological process (GO): siRNA processing
Cellular component (GO): nuclear RNA-directed RNA polymerase complex
Molecular function (GO): nucleic acid binding; RNA-directed RNA polymerase activity
Source: RefSeq, a predicted model, not a curated record